Chrysochloris asiatica (Cape golden mole) is the source of this 1584-nucleotide messenger RNA. It is a transcript of the gene SAMD3, whose product is annotated as sterile alpha motif domain containing 3. Gene Ontology annotation, molecular function: protein binding. The record is from RefSeq and is a predicted model, not a curated record. Lineage: Eukaryota; Metazoa; Chordata; Mammalia; Afrosoricida; Chrysochloridae.
AUGGAAACGUGGUCAGUUGAUCAGGUCUGCAGUUGGUUGGUGGAGAAAAAUUUAGGAGAGCUAGUGCAUAGGUUUCAAGAGGAAGAAGUAAGUGGGGCCGCUCUUCUAGCACUUAAUGAUCGGAUGAUUCAGCAAUUGGUAAAGAAAAUUGGGCACCAGGCUAUUCUGAUGGAUCUAAUUAGAAAAUAUAAACAGAACUGUCAAGGACUGAGUUCUCCUGGAAGCCCUAGAGAAACAGCCCUGCUGAGGCAAACAGAAGCAGCCCCACUGAGCGAGCAGUCCUCGAGCCCAGCCAGUUGUGGGCAGCAGAUGCCAUCUUUUUAUCCAGCAGAAAAUUUGGGCAAUGGAUUGAUUGACCAAAGAGUCCUGAAACAGAGAAGGAAUGUGAAGCAUGCUCUAGCAAGGACUAAAGCCUUACAAUGGACUAAGUCCUAUGUUUUACCGGAGUUUCCCUAUGAUGUCAAAUGCAUGUUAGCAGAACAGAAAUGUCCUGACCACAGCAUGAGGAUACGGAUGAUUGAGUUUCUCCAGGCUGACAUGACUAAGUAUCUGGAAGGCUCACUGUAUCCAAGUACUCAGCAGUACAACGAUGUGGUCAACACCCUGCUGCAGACCCACCCUUUCCUGGAUGAAGAUGGCUGUGCAUUUUUUUUAUGGAAACGAGCCCUCAAAGAUCGGUUUAAAUAUGUUCGAAGAUCCAUAGAAGAUGAUGAACAAGUGAUGAGAAACAAGUGUAAAUUUGGACACCAAAGAGGAAAGACUCGGAAAUCUCUUACUAAUCUGAGAUGUGAUGAAUUUCAUAUUGUCCAGAUGAAAGAAGAAGCUGUUUGUUUAGAUUCUGAGGUAAAUGAGCAUAUUAAAUGGUUCCAGCAAGAAUAUGUAAAAUCAGAAAAGGACUGGAAAGAAAUUGACAACAGGAUGAGCCAAACUUUGGAAUUAAGAAGAAAGUUGAUCAACAGCAGAAUACCUCUGAAGGACAUUCUUCAAAUGUUUCCCUUCUUGAAGUGCCCUCCUCAGAUGUUCAGAGAAUUCCAACUCCUUACAAGAACAGAUAUUUAUAAGAAAACAAAGCACAUUUUGGAAUCCUAUUCAGAAAAUAUACUGACUUCUUAUAUAGUGGCAGAUAAUCCAAUCAAUACUGUUUUACAAGAAAAAAUGAAACAGUACACAGAUGAAGACAUAUUAAAACAUAUGAAGAUGACAGCCACAUGUUUACUCCUACCAGAUGUUUUUGGGGAUGAUCCUAACCUUUUUGUUGUUGUAAAUGAAAAGGUGCAGGUUUCAACACCCGUGUUAGAAGUAAAAAACCCUUUCAACAUCAGUGACUGUGAAUUUUCUUUGUAUUUAGAAAAAGAGAGGCUCACGAAGGUGGAUGACUGUAUUACAGCCUUGGCCGCGCUCUUAGCUGCAUUUCAUGUGUUUGGGAUUAGGUGCCCACAAAGACUGUGCCAAACCCUCAGGUUUCUAAAAACACUGAUUUUUGAUAUGCACCAUCGCUUUCCCCUUGUAACGGAAAAGGAAAAGAAAGGAUUUCAACACCUAGUCAUGGCAUGCAAAAAGCUAUUAGAAUUAUCUCUGGGAUAA